AUGGAAGAAAAGCUUUUGCAAAAAAGGAAACUCAAAGUGGAGUGGGAUAAAAAUUUAACGACAAACAAAUAUGGGAAGAAAACUUUUCCACAAACAGAAAGAAAAAAGUUUUCAUUUCGAGGACAAAGUCUCAGCUUUUUAAGAAAUGACCACAAUAAGCUGUCAAAUUUCUCGAUUCCAUGUUCAACUCUUUGUCAAACUAGGAAAGCAGCUUUGAGAAAGAAACGAAGACGUUUGCUCAAACAACAUACACAUGAUGCACAAGAACAUGAAAUGAAUCCUUGCAACGAUAUUGCAUUAGGUCAGGGACGAAUUCCUUUUGUUUUAUAUUCUUCUUUUGUUUUACGGAUGUUCUACUAUGUUCCUUUUAAUCGGGUUGGAAAAAGGAUAAAAGUGAAGUUUAAUGAUAAUGACGCUCAUUUUCUAUCAAAGAAGUGCCUUGAAGCUAGUUCUAGAACUCAUGAUAAUAAAAAUUAA
Messenger RNA from Clunio marinus, 477 nucleotides. Lineage: Eukaryota; Metazoa; Arthropoda; Insecta; Diptera; Chironomidae. The record is from the annotation of a GenBank genome assembly.